AUGGCUUCAAAGUUGUCCAUUGCUGCUCUUGCAGCCACGGUGCCUCUAGUCCAUUCCCACUUCACCUUCAUACGUCUCGCUCUCAACGACGAAUGGCAAGCCCCAACUCGAUACAUACGGAACAAAACUUCCCCGUUCGAGGACGUGAACCACGUUGGCCGCAUCAGCUCUACACGCUACAACGUCUAUCCUACCUACUGGGACGACUACGAUGAGUCGGUUCGCUGUGGCCGUGACCACAUGGCCCACGCGGCCGAUACCGAAGUCCUGACUCUCAGCGCUGGGGAUACCAUCACGGUCGCGCAUACUAGAUACGAUCCAACCGCCUAUACGGACGAUCAAUGGACCAACUGCCCCGACGACCGCGGGAGCUGCGAUCCCGCACGAGCCGACCGCGUGAUGGACUUCAACCACCGGGGCCCCAUCAUCACGCACCUCAGCCAGGUGCCCGACGGCGAAGACGUGCGCACCUACGACGGCGCGGGCGACUGGGUCAAGAUCCACCGCAUAGGCUUCGACCUGAGCGGCGUCGCGGCCGCGCCGAUCCACUGGCUGCCGUAUAACGACGACCAGCUGCCGGCCAGGUACAUCUUCCAGAUCCCACCACAGAUCCCCGCAGGCCAAUACCUGCUCCGCUUCGACCUAGUCAACACGGGCACGCACGGCGUGUACGCCAACAACGAGACGUGGACGGACCCCGCGCAGUUGUAUGCGACUUGUGCGCAGAUCCAAGUCGAAAGCGCGGCCAGCGGGGCGCUGCCGGCGGGCAUUGGGAUUCCGGAGGCGAUGUCGCCUGAUUCGCCUGGAAUGACAACGUCUACGGAUAUGUACCAGCUGCUGACGGUGGAUGAGGAUUAUGUGUAUCCGGGCGGUCUGUUGUGGGAUGGGGAGAACAUGGUUGUGGACAAGCCGGACGUUUGA
Anthostomella pinea is the source of this 921-nucleotide messenger RNA. The record is from the annotation of a GenBank genome assembly. NCBI's taxonomy places the organism in Eukaryota, Fungi, Ascomycota, Sordariomycetes, Xylariales, Xylariaceae.